AAAGGACCGCCUCAUCGGGAAACAAACGGAAACUUCAGCUCACUGAUUCCUUCCGACUGUCGCCGGAAUCGGCGCAUGGCGCUCCGUGCAUGUCCCGCCCUUCGUCAUCCCAUUAUUCCCAUUGCAUUCCCAACUGUUUCCAGGAAGCCCCUCUUUACAAAGCGUAGUUUCUCAGUUCACAGUUCCAUUUCCGGACCGACUGAAGCUCGAAAGCAGCUAGUUCUGGAGGUGAAAAAGCAGCUCGAAAGGGAUCAUCCUAGUCUUCCCAUUGGCAAAAAUGGAAGAGAUGAUGAAGAAAUGAUCUAUUGGUUCCUGAAGGAUAGAAGGUUUGAUGUUGAAGAAGCUGUUUCGAAAUUGACUAAGGCUAUUAAAUGGCGUUAUGAAUUCAAAGUAUCUGAACUGUCGGAAGAGUCAGUUAAAGGCGUUGCUGAUACUGGGAAAGCCUAUGUGCUCGACUCUCUCGAUGUUAAUGGCAGGCCAGUCCUUGUUGUGGUAGCAUCCAAGCAUUUUCCUUCUGUUCAUGAUCCCAUUGAGAAUGAGAAGCUCUGCACCUUUCUGAUCGAGAAGGCACUGGACAAGCUUCCACCUGGUAAAGAAGAAAUCCUUGGAAUAUUCGAUCUCCGUGGCUUUGGUCCAGAGAAUGCAGAUCUCAAGUUCUUAACUUUCAUAUUUGAUGCAUUCUAUUACUACUAUCCGAGAAGAUUGGGCCAAGUUCUGUUCGUGGAUGCCCCAUUCUUGUUCAAGCCGAUCUGGCAACUCGCCAAGCCCUUAUUGAAAUCAUAUGCUUCUCUGGUGAAAUUUUGCUCGGUGGAGACCGUCAAGAGCGAAUACUUCACAGAAGAAACAUUGCCAGCUGGUUUCAGAGACUGAGCCAUUUUCGGCCUUCCAAACAACUGCGCGACUCAGACUCUACAAUCCCACCUUUGACGUUGUCGAGAAAUCCUGUACAAGAUCGAGAAAUAGGUAGUUUUGUGGCUUGACAGCUGAAUUUAGGAACAUCUGAUGGGGCACUCUUGAAGAGAGUCCUUGAGGGAGGAGGAAGGAGUGGUUCAAUACAUAGCGAAUCACUUCUUUGCCGGCUAUGCCCUCCAUCUCCUUUCCAUUUUUUUAUAGCGUGCCUCCGUGCAAUUGGCGCUCUCUUAUAUGGUCCGUCUUGGAUGCCUAUAUUUAAACUUGCAGCGGUCAUAACUCGUGCUUCCGUCAAUGUAAAAUCCGAUCAAACGAUCAUUGCUUUGGAUUGAAGAUUUUGUGACAAAGUUACUAUCAUGGACUGAAACAAUUGAAAUGC
Punica granatum (pomegranate) is the source of this 1288-nucleotide messenger RNA. NCBI's taxonomy places the organism in Eukaryota, Viridiplantae, Streptophyta, Magnoliopsida, Myrtales, Lythraceae. The record is from RefSeq and is a predicted model, not a curated record.